Messenger RNA from Aegilops tauschii subsp. strangulata, 880 nucleotides. Its product is annotated as protein NSP-INTERACTING KINASE 1-like. NCBI's taxonomy places the organism in Eukaryota, Viridiplantae, Streptophyta, Magnoliopsida, Poales, Poaceae. The record is from RefSeq and is a predicted model, not a curated record. Gene Ontology annotation, molecular function: protein binding.
CUAUUUAAAACACCUCACGCGAGCUGAAUCCCAUCCAUCGAAGCAAAACACCACAUACAAUCUACCGCCGUGCUUACCCACUUCCCUCACAUCACGACACAACUAGCCUUGCCUUGCACCUAUGGCGCCCACAGUGGCCGGAUCACUACUGCCCCUGUCGGUCAUCGUCCUUGCGACGGUCGCAUCGACCGUUCUGCUGGCGCCGGUGGCGGUGAAGGACAUUGACGCGCUCUUGGCCCUGAAGAGCGGCUUACAUGACCCCAACGGCGCAUUGAAGAGCUGGGACCCGCAGCUGGUGAACCCUUGCACUUGGUUCUACAUCACUUGCGACGACAACAACCGCGUCACCCGCAUAGGCCUUGCCCGCCUGAACCUGUCCGGACCGCUGGCGCCGGAGCUUGGCCAACUGGACCGCCUAGAAUAUUUGGCAAUUUAUGACAACCACUUCACCGGCCCGAUCCCGAAGGAACUGGUGGGGCUGUCCAACCUGAUAAAUGCGGAUUUCUCAAACAACGACUUUUGCGGCCCGAUUCCAACCGCUGGACCGUUUAAGCACAUACCUCGUCGUAGCUUUGCCAACAACCCGCGCCUGGGCAAGAAGUGCUAGAUGGCGCUAGUCGUCUGAGUGAAAUAAACUGGCGGUAGCAUGCAGCUGGCGAAGCGGGUGGCGUCGGUUCAUGGAGUAGCUGGAUUUGUGAGCGAGGCUAAGUUGUGUGUGCGCGCGCCAGAGUAGACAUGUUGAUUAGUUUCUGUUCUGUAAAAGCUGCGAUCGAUGUGGUGUUGCUGUUUCUGUUCCCCUAAUAAAAUCGCCAACUGAUGUUCAUGGAGUUGCUGUUUCUGUUCCCCUAAUAUAUAUAUAUAUGGGGAAAAGCAUGGCUAA